Messenger RNA from Lactuca saligna, 660 nucleotides. The record is from the annotation of a GenBank genome assembly. NCBI's taxonomy places the organism in Eukaryota, Viridiplantae, Streptophyta, Magnoliopsida, Asterales, Asteraceae.
AUGAAGUUUAACUUAUGCACAAGUGCAAUUUAUCCAGCUGAGGUUGAUUUAGACAUUGAAGACCUAAAGAUAAGAUUCUUUCUGAAGAAACUAAUUCAAGUUAUCCCUGUAUGGUCAAAAUUCAAUAUUUCUUCAAUCAACAAGAUUGACAUACGAAAAUUUAGAAAAAUGCCAUAUGCAUUGUUUCAAGGAAGAAGGAUAGACAACUCUGAUUUCAUGUUUUCUGAAGUUGAUUUCCCUAGAAUAAACCUAGCUGAUAUAAGGUCACUAAUCAUUUGGUUGAAACAAAGGGUGAGUACAGAUAAAACUUAUGCAGAUCUUCUACAAUGCCUAAGGAAAUAUGUGCUCGACAUGGUUAUUGAUUUCAGUGUUGACUGGGAAAUUGGACAGCUAGGAGAAAACAAAGCUGAGGAAAUAAAUGUGAAUCUGAAUAUGGAGAAUGAUUCUCCUGGGAACAUUCUAAAGAAACCACAUAGAGGUCUUGUAUUCUAUUCUAAAGGUCGACUAAAAUUCAUGAGAAUCUCCCUAAAACAUCUAUUCUCUUCUGAUUUCAUUGAAGGCAUCAUCGGUUUAUUGAAGAGAACAGGAGAUCAAGAAGAAUCGCUGAGAGUGAAGAUCGUUGAAGAACUUACAUGGUUUUUGAGUUUCCGGAAAUGCUAA